This is a messenger RNA of Nerophis lumbriciformis (worm pipefish), 1527 nucleotides long. Lineage: Eukaryota; Metazoa; Chordata; Actinopteri; Syngnathiformes; Syngnathidae. The record is from RefSeq and is a predicted model, not a curated record.
AUGAUGUCCUCCUCCGGGGGCAGUGUGCUCCGAAGGGCUGCUGUCAUACUCCUGCCAAGACCAAACUGGAAUCGAAGUUGUGUGUGGUGUCCAUGCAGGAACAUUUCUGUUAAACCGGGUGGCCUGAAACCAAAGACUGUUCCUGCUCGCUACCUUGGCCAGCCGAGCCCUUUCACUCAUCCGCAUCUCAUCAAACAUGGUGAGGUGACGCCUGGCCUGAGCCAAACGGAAUAUGAACUCCGUCGACGCCGGCUAGCAUCACUCAUCGAGGCCCAGUCGGAUAAGCUUGGACCGUCGGCCUCCUCCAGUACUCAUGUGCUCAUCAUUUUAUCCCAUCCGACCCGUUACAUGACUAAUGACAUACCCUAUCCUUUCCACCAGAACCAGGACUUCCUCUACCUGUGUGGCAUUUUGGAGCCCGACAGCGCUCUCGUUCUGUAUGGGAAAGGUCGACCAGACCAGGCCAUCCUAUUUGUCCCUCGCAGAGACCCAGGCAGGGAACUGUGGGAUGGACCGCGAUCAGGGAAGGAUGGGGCUGCUGCUUUGACUGGCAUAGAAAGGGUACAUAGCACGGAAGAACUUGGAAUGGUGCUCAAAAGCCUUAAAGGCUCUACACUAUGGUAUGAUAGUUCUCAACCAUCCCACCCUCGACUCCACCAAGCACAUGUCGGUCCCGUCCUGGCGACAGGGCCAGUACCGCGCCCGUUAAGUCCACUCAUUCAUUCACUCAGGGCUCUCAAAAGCUCAUCAGAAGUGGCCCUCAUGCAGGAAGCAGGUCGCAUCACAGCGCAGGGUUUUCGGAGGACAAUGGCUCUAUCGCAUGGUGACGUAGAUGAGGCUGUGCUCUUUGCUAAGUUUGAUUUUGAGAACCGCAUUCAUGGUGCUAAUUUCCUGGCCUAUCCGCCCGUGGUUGCAGGAGGGAAUCGUGCCAAUACUCUGCACUACAUUAACAACAACCAAAUAAUUAAGGAUGGUGAAAUGGUGCUUCUGGACGGCGGUUGCGAAUAUUUUGGUUAUGUCAGUGACGUGACUCGAACAUGGCCAGUAAAUGGGAAAUUUCGCGCUCCCCAGGCGGAACUUUAUGAAGCUGUCCUGGAGGUCCAGCUCUCCUGUUUAUCUCUUUGCUCCCCAGGUGUCAGUCUUGAUCACAUUUACAGUACCAUGCUAGCGCUUUUGGCAAGACAGCUCAACCGUCUCGGCAUCAUCAAGGCUGGGAGUAGCGAUGCUGAUUUACUAAAGGCUGCAAGGCGGUACUGCCCCCAUCAUGUUGGACAUUACUUGGGCAUGGAUGUCCAUGACACUCCAGAAUUGUCGCGGUCACAACCUUUACAGCCUGGAAUGACCAUCACAAUAGAACCAGGGUUGUAUAUUAGUGAGGAAAAUGAGCAGGCUCCCGAACAUUUCCGCGGCAUGGGUAUCAGGAUUGAGGAUGACGUGCUGAUUCGGGAUCAGGGAGGUCCAUUGAUUCUAUCUUCUGACGCUCCAAAGACCAUUGCUGAUGUAGAGUUGGCCUGUGCCCAGAGGUAG